AGUAUUUCCUAGCGCAUUCAUUUGGAUGGUUUGAAUUUUAUUCUACUUCCGGAAGUGACUUCUUUUAUUUGCAGCGAUAAUGAUACCUACUGGAAUUCCACUGAUGUGCUUGAUUCGCCGCUCAGAAGUGUGAACAAAUCUUUUUAUAUGUUUUCUCGGCAAUGAAAUUGAUUGUUGAUCCGUCAAUGCAGACGUGGGGACCAUAUGUCUAAAUUAUGGCGAGACGAGCGAGCGAAAGCCGGUUUUUCGAAAAUCGAUUGCGAGAAUAUUCCACGCGAAACGAAGAUAAUGUUCUGCGAGAUGGAACCCUGACUCCUCUAGUGCUGAACGAAAUUCACCAGCUCGGAUCUCAAUUUCUGGCCGAAUGGGAGCAGAAAUCUGCGAGCAGACAUGGGCUGGAAGGUGAAUGCGUUUACACUGGCAUUGGUGGAGCCGCUUUGCUUCACUAUUUUUUGUUCAUGAAAAACAAGAAUCCAACCGCACUGGACAAAGCCGUAGCAGCUGUGAAUGUCUGCUUGCCGCAUUUGAAGUUCAAAGAUCCGUCCUUUCUUUGCGGGGAUGCCGGGGUUCUGGCAGUUGGUGCAGCUGCGUAUUGCAAAAGCGGGAAUCUGGAAAUGGCCGACAAACUGUACAAGCAGUUGGAAUCAUUUUCCGGAAUCAUUCUCAGCCCGGAUUCCAAAGUCCCCGAUGAGCUUCUUUACGGGCGUGCGGGUUAUCUCUACUCGUUGCUCUUUCUUAAGAAAGAAUGUCCCGGGGAAAUCACAGUGAGUGAUGCCUUGAUCAGGGAAACUUGUGGAGCGAUCAUUAAGUCCGGGGAAAACUGGAGCGCAAGGAUGCGAUUCCCUGCGCCAUUGUACUACGAAUGGUACAGCGAAGCAUAUCUGGGUGCUGCCCACGGAUUCGCAGGCAUUCUGUUCAUGCUCCUCAACGCUGUCAGUUAUCUAAACGCGGAAGAUCUUGAGAAAAAAGUCCGAGUGACAAUCGAUCAUUUGCGGAACUCGCGAUUUCCAUCAGGAAACUUCCCAGCUGCAAUCGGCGAUCGGUCUGAUAAUCUUGUGCAUUGGUGCCAUGGUGCUCCGGGUUUCGUGUUCCUUUUCGCAAAGGCCUUUCAAGUGUUCGGUGAUUAUAAGUAUCGUGAUGCGGCUUACGAAGCCGCUGUGAACGUGUGGGAACGUGGCUUGUUGAAGAAGGGCUAUGGGCUUUGUCACGGAGUCGCCGGCAAUGCGUAUGCUUUGCUCUACAUGUUUCAAGUGCUGGGUGAUAAGGCGUUUUUGCACCGUGCUGCCGAAUUUGCUAAGUUCUGCGGAACUCGGGGAAAGCUGCCUGUCAAUGUCCCUGACACCCCCAUGUCCAUGUUUGAAGGUCUCGGGGGUACGAUUUACUUCUUGAAUGAUUUUCUGGAUCCGAUGAAUGCCAAGUUCCCGGAAAUCGUGGUAUUGACUUAUGGAAACGAGAUGAGUGACAUAGAAGAGAGGUCGUUUCGCAAUAACUUGAAAGAUUUUCCGUCGGACAAAGAAGAAUCGGUUGUUCAGCGUGAUGGCACGUUGAACAUAGAAUUUCAAAGCUCCUCACGAAGUAUGGCAGAUAAAUAUUUCUCGGAGUGGCGCACAAAAACGCGAACAGAUCAUGAUCGUGGUUACAGCGGAGAAAGCGUUUAUACGGGUCUUGGUGGUGCAGCGCUUUUACAUUAUUUUGUGCAUUCCAAAUCCAAGGACCCAGCCGAAUUGAGAAACUGUUUGGAAGUUGUCGAGAAGCAAGUUGGACGCCUGAAGUUCAAAUAUCCCUCAUUUCUCUGCGGAGACGCUGGGUUGCUCGCCAUCGGAGCAGCUGCCAGGUGUAGAAACGGAGAACCAGACAAAGCCAGGGCGUACUAUCACGAAAUUAUCAAGAAAUUGUCCGGCAUGGUGUUGGACACCAACUCCGGCAUUCCGGACGAAGUGCUUUACGGUCGUGCGGGAUUUCUCUACGCGCUGCUCUUUGUGCAACGCGAAUGCUCUCCCGAAGUGACAGUGGAUGAAAAGCUCAUCAGAGACGUGUGUUCCGCGAUUCUUGAUUCUGGUGAACGGUUUAGUCGCAAUGUGAGAUUCCCGGCGCCUUUGUACUACGAAUGGCACGACAAGGCGUAUCUUGGCGCAGCGCACGGGUUCUGUGGUAUAUUGUUCCUGUUGCUCUCGGCGAAAGUGUAUUUGAGAGAAGAGGAUGUGAGAAAAGUGCGAGCGACGAUCGAUCACUUGAUGAGUUUGCGGUUUGCUUCGGGAAACUUUCCGAGUUCUCUCGGGAGUCGUUCCGACAAACUCGUGCAUUGGUGUCACGGUGCUCCGGGAUUUGUGUUUCUCAUGGCGAAAUCGUUUGAAGUGUUCCGUGAUCCGAGGUACUUGGAAGUGACUCGCGACGCUGCGGACAUUGUGUGGAAAUACGGGCUUCUGAAGAAGGGCUUCGGAUUGUGUCACGGAGUCGCCGGGAACGCUUAUGCAUUGUUGUAUGCAUACCAAGUGCUUCGAGAUGAGAGGUUUUUACAUCGCGCCGCGGAAUUUGCAAGAUUUUGCGAGCAACGAGGUAGAAUUCGCGUGAACACGCCGGAUCGGCCGCUGUCCAUGUUUGAAGGCUUGGCUGGAACUGCGUAUUUCUUGAUUGAUUUUCAAGAUUUUGAAAAAGCGAAAUUCCCGGGAUUCGUAGUGUGAGACGCUCAAUUACGUGUGGUUGAAAAUUCCAUCUCUAUGGCUGUUAUGGUCAUUCAACUGUGAUUGAAAUGCUGCAGACUUCAUCGUGUCUCGGGUCUUCUCGUUUCAACCUCUUGCUUUGUCUUCUUGAAAACUUAGCGAAAAUAUGUGAACUACUGUGAACCGAAUCCGGUUUUUUAUAGUACAGUACAGUACUUUACUUCCUGACAAAGGUGAUUCAAUAGAAUCCAAACUAACCGUAGUUGAACCGAAAUAAUGUACAGUACAGUACUAUGAUUCAGUUAAGUAUAGUAGAACUUGAAUUGAAAAUUAAGACAACGCAUGACAGGUUUUUUCUUGUUAUUGCCGAUUUACACGUUAAUUUUAGAAUGCCAGGCUUUUUUUUCGAUCCAGAACGGGUAAAACAAGUAUCCAGGGUGACGCAAGUUUAACUUGACCUCUUACGACGCAACCCGAAGUAUCGUAACAAUACACAAGGAAAACAUUCGACCUUGAUUUGAGCUGAACUAAGUGAAAGAUUUAAACAAGUACAUAACUAGACGAAAACACGGAGUCGUAGUUAUCGUGGGAAAAAUGAGUUCUAUAGAAUUUCAGUGAUGAAAACAUUUUAUAUAAUGACUUUGGUGGAAAUUUGCGCGGAGCUGCGCUCAACAUUAAUUGGCGGGAAUCUCCAGUUUUCUCCCAUUUUCAUCGAGAAUUUGUAAUUAUUAGGUUGUGUUAGGUUAAUUUUUAGGUUGUGUGUCUUCGAAAUGAUUUGGGAUAUGAUGUUUACUCAUCGGUUCGCAGAUGGCUGUGAUGCUGAAUUUCCGAUUCUCUGGUCAUUCACGGAUUAAACGUGGGAAGUGAGUGAAUGAUUUGCACAGUGAAUAUUCAUUAGAUCAAGUUUGGACUUUUGGAGUCGCUGUCGGAAUUUGCGCGCCUAAUCAGUUCUCCGGGAAAAAUAGUGUUCAGGGAAAGAAAACGUAUUCUCAUGCAAAUUAAAAUUGUUGUCUUCGUGCA
This is a messenger RNA of Notodromas monacha, 3680 nucleotides long. The record is from the annotation of a GenBank genome assembly. Lineage: Eukaryota; Metazoa; Arthropoda; Ostracoda; Podocopida; Cyprididae.